Molecule: messenger RNA, 1875 nt
Organism: Bacillus rossius redtenbacheri
Lineage: Eukaryota; Metazoa; Arthropoda; Insecta; Phasmatodea; Bacillidae
Product: leucine-rich repeat-containing protein 24-like
Exons: 1
Coding region: 1-1875 (624 amino acids)
Cellular component (GO): extracellular matrix
Molecular function (GO): protein binding
Source: RefSeq, a predicted model, not a curated record
AUGGCCGCGGGGCUGUGCUGGUGGUGGCUGCCGCCGCUCGUGCUGCUGGCGGCGGGGGCGGCGCUGUCCGCCCCCGAUUGGGCCGACGACUGCCCCUCGUCGUGCCGCUGCAAGUGGAGCUCGGGCAAGAAGACGGCGCUGUGCCAGGACGCCGGCUUCACCGCCGUGCCGAGCGCGCUUAGCUCGGACAUGCAGGUGCUCAACCUGUCCGGCAACUCCAUCCCCUACCUCACCAAGGACGCGUUCAGGUCCGUGGGGCUGGUGAACCUGCAGCGGGUGUCGCUGCGCUCCGCCGGCCUGCGGGACGUGCACAGGGACGCCUUCCGCGACCUGCGCAUCCUCGUGGAGGUGGACCUGUCGGGCAACCACGUGCGCAGCCUGCACCCGGACACCUUCUCGGGCAACGACCGCCUGCGCUGGCUGUGCCUCAGCGGCAACCCGCUGUCGGAGCUGCGCGACUCGCAGUUCCCGGCGCUGCCGCACCUGCGCAGCCUCGAGCUGCAGGGCUGCCAGCUGCAGCUGGUGCACGAGCGCGCCUUCGCCAACCUGGCGGCGCUCGACUCGCUCAACCUGCGCGGCAACGAGCUGCGGCGCCUGGACGCGCGCGCCUUCCGCGCCGUGCCGCGCCUCAAGACGCUCGUGCUGGACGGCAACCCCUGGCGCUGCGACUGCGACCUGCGCGCCUUCCGCGCGUGGCUGGUGCCGGGCCAGCUCUACUCCGUGCACCUGCUGUGCGCCGAGCCGGAGGCGCUGCGCGGCCGCGAGUGGCAGGACCUGCCGCCGGGGGAGUUCGCCUGCGCCCCGCAGGUGCGCCUGGAGGGCGGCGCCGUCUUCCAGAGGGAGCUCGGCGGCAACGUGACCUUCCGGUGCGUGGCGCGCGGCGACCCGGAGCCCGAGGUCACGUGGCUCUUCAACGGCCGGCCGCUCGGCGCGCCCAACGGCAGCAACCCGGACGCCGCGUUCGCCGUGGACGAGGAGCUGCGGCCGCGCGAGCGCCGCACCAGCCUCAGCGUGUUCAACGUGACGGAGCUGGACGCGGGCGAGUACUCGUGCGUGGCGGCCAACCCGCGCGGCCUGGCCAGCGCCAACGCCUCGCUGGUGCUGCCGCAGGUGGUGACGGCCACCACGCUGAGCAAGGCCGAGUCGUGGCUGCUGUGGGCGGGGCUGGCGGGCGGGGGCGGCGCGGCGCUGCUGUCGGCCGCGUGCGCGCUGGCGUGCGGCUGCUGCGCGUGCGGCCGGCGCGCUUCGGCCCGCAGGAAGCGCCACCGGCGGAAAGCCAAGCUGAAGGGCAGCGUCAGCUUCACGGACCAGGAGAAGAAGCUGCUGGACGUGAGCAUCACGACGACGGAGCGGCCCUCGGGCGCGGGCAGCUGCGAGCGGCUGGGCUCGCAGCCCGAGCUGGAGCUGCUGGAGCAGUCGCAGUCCGUGCCGCUGGAGCUGUGCGACAUCACCAUCGAGAGCCACUCGGAGGGCGACGCGGGCGCGUACCCGGGCGCCGUGGCCGUGUUCCCGCCGCCGCCGGAGUUCUCGACGAGCCUGCUGCCGGCGGGCGCCUUCGGCAACAUCUUCAUCUCGGUGUCGGUGAACCAGGAGCCGGGCGGCGAGGCGCAGCGCUACCCGGACCUGCUGGACAUCGGGCACCGCGGCGCGGCCCGGACGAGCGUGAGCGUGGCCGCGGGGCCCGACGCGCCCUUCUUCGCCACGCUGCCGCGGCCCCAGGCGCGCGCCAAGGAGGGCCCCGGCCCGCAGUACGACAACAUGGGCCCGCGCGUCACCGCCGGCGGCAGCUCCACGCUGUCUCUGCCCGACGACAUCCCGCCGCCGCCGCUGCCGCCGCUCUGCUCGCCCAUGGCCGCCGAGUACGUGGCGCUGUGA